AUGGCAGAAUACUUAGCCUCGAUUUUCGGUACCGAAAAAGAUAAGGUUAACUGCUCAUUUUACUUCAAAAUCGGUGCCUGCCGCCAUGGGGACCGUUGCUCUCGAAUCCACAACAAGCCGACGUUCUCGCAGACCUGCCUGUUGCAGAACCUGUACGUGAAUCCUCAAAAUUCUGCCAAAUCUGCGGACGGCAGCCACCUGGUAGCGAAUGUAUCGGAUGAGGAGAUGCAGGAGCACUACGACAAUUUUUUCGAGGAUGUGUUUGUCGAGUGUGAGGACAAAUACGGUGAAAUUGAAGAGAUGAACGUAUGUGACAACCUUGGCGACCACCUGGUAGGCAAUGUCUACAUCAAAUUUCGCCGGGAGGAAGACGCCGAACGUGCUGCCAAGGACCUGAACAAUCGUUGGUUCGGUGGAAGACCGGUGUACUCAGAGCUGUCGCCCGUUACGGACUUCCGCGAGGCGUGCUGCCGGCAGUAUGAGAUGGGCGAAUGCACGCGCUCGGGUUUCUGCAACUUCAUGCACCUUAAGCCCAUUUCGCGCGAACUUCGCCGCUACUUGUACUCGCGACGUCGCGGGCGCUCUCGUUCCCGUUCCAGAUCACCCCGUCGUGGCGGAGGAGGAGGCGGAGGCGGUGGUGGUGGUGGAGGAGGUGGUGGUGGUGGUGGCGGAGGUCGUGAUCGAUCCCGUGAUCGUCGCCGUUCUCGCAGUCGAGAUAGGAAAAACGAUCGUAACGAUAAUGGUCGCAAGGGACGAUACUGAAACCAGACCGGCUAGCAGGGAACAACUGCAAGCCUCUUGAAUUUUUUUCCACCCUUAUAUUUUACUGACUAUGAGAGAUAACAACGCUGAGUAAUAAUUACGGAAUAUGUUC
Molecule: messenger RNA, 874 nt
Organism: Anopheles nili
Lineage: Eukaryota; Metazoa; Arthropoda; Insecta; Diptera; Culicidae
Gene: U2af38
Product: splicing factor U2af 38 kDa subunit
Exons: 2
Coding region: 1-762 (253 amino acids)
Biological process (GO): mRNA splicing, via spliceosome
Cellular component (GO): U2AF complex; spliceosomal complex
Molecular function (GO): metal ion binding; pre-mRNA 3'-splice site binding
Source: RefSeq, a predicted model, not a curated record